Molecule: messenger RNA, 2754 nt
Organism: Patella vulgata (common limpet)
Lineage: Eukaryota; Metazoa; Mollusca; Gastropoda; Patellidae
Exons: 8
Coding region: 116-1684 (522 amino acids)
Biological process (GO): regulation of apoptotic process
Source: RefSeq, a predicted model, not a curated record
CCCUAACAAACCCCAGUUUUGUGAUAGGCUAUACCGAUCCUUGCACCAUUAUUAAAUACGGUAAGGGCACAGAACGACAUAAUACAAACGCCGGUGAUAAGGCGGAAACAUUAAGAUGAGUUUUUUCAAGAUGGGAAGAAAGAAAAAGGACAACACAAACCAACAUAUAAUGGAGAGUUUAACUAAUAUUAAUAGACGACUAGAACGACAGGAACAAGCUGUAGAAGAAGAACGGAGAAGGCGCCCGUUAGAAGCUAGUUACGUGCCACCAUUCAAUCCUACCAGAGGAAGCUAUAGUACGGGCGAUAUAACGAGUGUUGAAAACAUACAUAUGCAUCCAAAUCUUCGGCGUUCAAGAGAUGAAAGUGCAUACUUUUCUAGUAGAGGAAGUCUACAAGAAGAAUUUGAACAGCUAAAAGAAAUGCACACUCAGUCUAAUGAGCGACUUGAUAGAACAGAAAAAAUUUUGGAAGAGAACAUGGUAAUGAUGAAACAAAUAUUGAGCGAAUUAAAGAAUCAAACGCCCGAUUCGCCUGCUCCCGAAGUUCACGAGUAUGAAGAAAUCGAUUUUUAUGACACAAUGAGAGAAGACGAUCUGAUUUCAGAGUAUCCUCACAGCAGAGUGUUAUUUUCUUCAAUAAAUGACUUGAAAAGUAAUUUGACCAUGGGUGACAUUACGCAUAGGCUACUAAGCCAAGAAGUUAUUCAUGACGACGAAGAGCAGUCGAUUCAAGCAGAAAAGACGCACAUAAGAAAAAUUCGAAGAUUGGUGUCUAGUUUAGCGACAAAACGCCCUGAGAAAAUAGAACGAUUUUUGGAGGUUUUAAAGAGUGAUCAUUUCAGUAUGUAUCAAAGACUUCAAAAGAAACUCGAAAAAGAAAAAAAGCAACCCAACACAAAGAUCUGCACAGGUUGCUUUAUAGCUAAACAUGUGGAUAUUCGCAACAUUGCAGACACCAUGCUUGGAAAUCUUUCCCUUGAUAAUGGUAUGUAUAAAUAUUUCAGCAACGGCAGCAUAUCUGAAAAGGAAAAAUGGCGGGAAAUGGAAUCGCUUACAUCUUUUCAAGAAAUAAACGUAAGAAAUAGAUUUGUCCAAGCAUUACGCAUAGAGUAUCCCCAGGUAGCAGCAAUGGUAGCAUUCACAAGAGACACCGGGAGUUUAGCAUGUCGAUGUCCAAAUAAACAGAGUCGCCCUUCUAGACGUCAAAGUAAGACAACAAUUAAAAAGAAGCCCGGGAUGCAGUUGGGUAACAUGAUAAAAUCUCAUUACUUUUUUGGCGACGACGACGAUGAUCAACAUGAUGACAUGGGUCAUGAUGAUGACGACGCAGUAACGUCAAUUACAUCGACAACGAUUCACCAAUUUAAUCAAGAACACCAAGACGACAGUUCCUCACACGUCAAUCAAGCUGAUAAUACGAAAUAUUAUCCCCAAAAAAGACGUCAUGGAAGAAAACGCAACAUAAUGCAAGAUUCGAUAACAAGUACAACCCCGGAAGCUGUUAACCCGACUGCGAAUGGAAACUGGUUGAACAAAAUGAUAGCUGUGUUGCUGUUAUUGAUAGCAUGUAUGUUAUUCUAUAAUACCAUCACGAAUACAGAUGUACCCAAUAUACUCCUAAAACUGAAAAUGAAUUUAUUGCACUUUAUGAAUUUAGACAAAGGAAAUAAAACUGUUGUAUAAUGGCGAAAGAAAAACCUGGUUUGUGUAUCUGAGAAUAUAUUUUAUGAGACGGUACUAUGUGCUUUGAGACCAUAUUGGUUUAACUAUAUAUAAUACCUUAGAUAUUGUGACAAGUAGUCAGUAAUCAAUUAUAACUAUGGAUUACGGUGUUAGAUCUAUCAAAUCUGGAUUCCCAAAUUGAUUCUUUUCCGCCAAAUUGACCAAAACUUGUCACAACGGAGAUUUGUCUAAUAAUCGGCCAAGUUGUGAAAUCAGAGUGCGGCUCAUAUGUAUUUCCAUUUGCAGAAGGUUGCAAGAUCAGUAUUUUGUUAAUUUCGUAACCCUCUACCUACCCUUGCAUAUUAGACCAUAUCAGAUAUAAAGAGUAUUCCCACCCACUAAUAUUAAACUAUCACAUAAGAAGAUUAUCCCCACCCCUUUCCUACCCCAGAAAUGUAUCCAUAUCUGUUGUACUUUAAGACGUUUUUUCCCAUAAGUAUAUUUAUAUCCGUUCUACAGCUAAGCAAUACAACAGUCUUAUUAAAAUUACACCAACAUUUCGUUCUGUUAUAUUUUCCGGUAGGUUACUCGAGUAUAUUUCACGUGUGAAAUAGGUUUAUUUAACGUCCGGUUAUGUCUAUGUAAUAUCGCCGACGCUAUGUCUAGAGAUAUUUCCUUACGUAGUGAUGCAAAGAGGGUGAUAAAUCCACCAAUCAAAACCUGUAAUACAGAAACUCUUUUGGAAGGAUUAUAUCGCCAGCGUUUCAUAAUGUCUUCAGAUUUUUAUUUUGUGACCAACUGUAUAUACCGAACGAAAAUAACAUAUACUGGUAUUUUUAAUUAGAUUUGUAAAAAUUAUAUGGUAUAUGUGAUAUUUGUACGGGCCAGGGGGUAAGGGGACAGCUGCCCCCCUAACUUUCGGGCAAUCUGACUUUUCGGGCAGACGAGUAAAGUGAAAACAAAAAUUAUUAUUUCAUCUAGUUGGCAAAAUAAUGUGCCCGAAAUCUUAUAAAACACUAAUUUUACUUUUAAUUGAAUAACACGAAUUUGUACUGAAUUGACUAUGGAUUAAAACAUUUUGUCUGGAGCAA